GGCUGGAGAAACACGAAGCCGUUGAUCCGCUUGUGCGAGCUGAAGGGGUUCGGUACCACUUCGGAGAGUGGCUUUCCCAGUUAUCCAGCCCAGCGAGCUGCCGGAACCUCCACCCCCGGGCCCGGCAGCCUCUCCGCCUACAGCGGCUUCCAGGGCCGUGUGUGCCCGGCCCUGGGCCCGCCCCUGAGGCGGCGCGGCUGCUCCGCGGGGCCGUAACCAGGAAGCGGGAGCAGGCGCGGAACCAGGGGCCGGGAGCAUGGCGGGCGGCGGCCCGGGGUGUAAAAACCAUUGCCAUGGGCCACAUCGACCUCAUCUGCACAACAGUCACGGUGCCCCCGGGGAUAAGGAUCUGCCAGGACCAUACCCCAUCGUGGAAGACCCCAGCACCUGUGAUAUAGUCAAGGCUACACAGUAUGGAAUCAUAGAGCGAUGCAAAGAACUGGUAGAAGCAGGAUAUGAUGUUAGACAACCAGACAAAGAAAAUGUGACCCUUCUUCACUGGGCAGCAAUAAACAACAGACAGGAGCUGGUUAAAUAUUAUAUUUCUAAAGGUGCAAUAGUGGAUCAGCUUGGUGGAGAUUUGAAUUCAACUCCCCUUCACUGGGCCAUUAGACAAGGACACCUACCUAUGGUCAUGCUGUUGUUGAAAUGUGGAGCAGAUCCCAGUCUUAUUGAUGGGGAGGGAUUCAGCAGCAUUCACUUGGCAGUCCUGUUUCAACACAUGCCCAUUGUAGCUUACCUCUUGUCAAAAGGACAGAACAUAGACACAACAGACUUCAAUGGACAAACACCCUUAAUGUUAUCAGCACAAAAAGUUUUUGGACCAGAACCCAUGAGGUUUCUCUUAAAGUUUAACCCUUCUCUCAAUGCUGUAGACAGCAUUCAAAAGAAUACUGCACUGCAUUGGGCAAUAACAUCAGGAAAUACCAGUGCAGUGGAUCUGUUACUGGAAGCUGGUGCAAGCCUGGACAUAAAAAAUGUCAAGGGAGAAACACCACUUGACCUUGCCUAUCAAAGCCCCAAUCGCCUCAUGGUUUACAUGGUAAAAGAAGAAGAAAGGAUGAGAAACAGAAGAAGUAGUGUGGUGCUGAAAAUCAUAGAGAAAUAUGAGCUCUUCCUCCUGGUGGCAUCUUCUUUGACAUUCAUGUGGGCCAUAGGAUACAUAAUGAACUCAAGUUCUGAUUCCUGGCUUUUGAAAGGAGGUCUGCUUCUUGUGCUGCUCUUUGUGAUGACUAUAUUUGUGAGGCAAUUUGUAGGCCUCAAGAAUCUAAGAUACCUUCCCACAGCAUUUCUGCUAAGUUCAGUUUUUUGGAUGUUCAUAACCUGGUUUUUCUGGUUCCUGCCUGAUGUAAGCAAUAUAAUUCUGGAAAUCACUGUCAUGUUAAGUGUGGUGGGUUUUCUUUAUUAUUUCUAUAAAACUUGGAGAACUGAUCCUGGAUAUAUUAAGACUUCAGAAGAAGAAAGAAAAGAGAACAUUGCAGCUCUUGCAGAAGCAGGUUGCUUGGACUUCAGAACAUUUUGUACGUCAUGUCUUGUAAGGAAACCUUUGAGAUCAGUGCAUUGCUUUGCUUGUAAUUCAUGUGUAGCCAGAUAUGAUCAACAUUCUCUGUGGCUUGGACAGUGCAUAGGCAUUGGGAACCAUCGUUACUACCUGUUGUUCCUGUCUUUCCUGACUAUGACUGGUGUCUGGCUGCUUUAUGGAACUCUCCUGUAUUGGUCAGACCAUUGUGUGACAAGUUAUGAUCAAGAUGGAGCAUGGACAUACUUCACACAGAUAAUGCAGUGUUCUCCCUGGGUUUUCUACAUCUUCUCAAUAGCCUGUUUUCACACUGUUUGGGCUUCAUCCUGGCUAACUGUUCAGCUUUAUCAGAUUGCAUUCUUGGGACUGACCUGGCAUGAAAGAAUGAACCUCCUGAUACAGAGAAAAACUUCUAAGCAUCCUGUUUCACUCAGGAGAACUCCAUACAAUCUUGGAUGCUUCCAGAACCUUGCAGACUUUUUUCAGUGCAGUUGCUUUGGUAUGUUCAAACCCAAUGUAGUUGACUGGACCAAGCAAUACAACCUUUUUCAUCUGACAAAGGAGAAAAAUGCUCAUUCUGUAUGAAGCUUUGAUUGAUUUCUAAAAGUGGUGACUUGAAAGCUAAAUAAAACUGAGUAUUUUGUUAAUUUUUUCAAAUUCUUCAGAAGUUGCUUGUUUUAAUUUUUAGUAUUGUUUUAAAUAUUAAAUCUACCUUGCACAAGUACAUCAGGUUUGUAUAUGGAACAAACACUUUGUGUAUAUAUUGUUUGAGAUGAAGCUAUUUGAGGUUUUCUGUGAUGAGAUGACCCAAGAAUAUAUUUUUUAAAGGUAAGUUUUUAGAGCAGAACUUCAAAACCAUGUUGGUACUCUUUGUAAACUGUGGUACAUUUGGAAAUUCAGGGGAGUGCUCAUACUUGAAAAAUUAAUGUUAUGAUUACCCUGUGAUUUCACUGCUUUUUUUGUGAAUGCCUCUUUUUGAAGUCUUUGUAUUUGGAGGAGUCACAUGUAAUAAAAUAGAACUGC
Messenger RNA from Calypte anna (Anna's hummingbird), 2542 nucleotides. It is a transcript of the gene ZDHHC13, whose product is annotated as zinc finger DHHC-type containing 13. Gene Ontology annotation, biological process: protein palmitoylation. The record is from RefSeq and is a predicted model, not a curated record. The transcript is spliced from 17 exons. Gene Ontology annotation, molecular function: protein binding; palmitoyltransferase activity. Gene Ontology annotation, cellular component: Golgi membrane. NCBI's taxonomy places the organism in Eukaryota, Metazoa, Chordata, Aves, Apodiformes, Trochilidae. Bases 257 to 2104 code for a protein of 615 amino acids.